GUCUACGAAGGACUCGUACGCGAUGUCAAAAGUACAAAGCGUGACCUGUACUACAGGAACGUGGCGCUCUUCAAGUCACAGAGCGUUGUGGAUCGUCUCCUGAGCCAGCUCGAACUGACUUAUGAGUGCGAGCGACAUGAGUUCAACGUCGUGGCAUCUGCCAAAGGACUUUUGUUUGGUCCAGCAGCAAUCACAAUGACAGAUGGGCAGGUCCUCGAUCUCUCAAGCCAAGCGCGCAACAUUACUGAUGUCGAACAUUAUGCUGCAAUUGACUUGUCGAACAUCGAGACGGUACUUGUGGUGGAAAAAGACGCCGUCUUUCAGACACUGUGCCAAUCAGUGAGCGCAGCGCCUGCCAGCCAUCCUUGCAAGAACUGGCUCCUCCUGACUGCCAAAGGCUAUCCCGAUGUGAGCUCCAGACAGGCGCUGAAAUUCAUCGAAGCGAGCAUCACCACUUCAACAGAUGUCAGCAUCCGAGCAAUCCCGCUGUUGUGCCUCGUCGAUUUGGAUCCGCACGGCAUUGAGAUUCUUGCUACUUGGAAGUAUGGCUCUGUGGCUCGAGCAGCACACUCGCGGCAUCUUGCAGUGACGAGUCUGCGAUGGCUUGGCGUACAUGUCGAGGAAAUUGCCGAUGUUGCUGCUCACAUGCUGCCGCUGACACCAGCAGACAAUAGGAAGGCAGACGCAUUGUUGUGCAGAAAAUGGUGUACUGGAUCCAUGCAGAGUCGAAACUGGCGACAACAAGUCAUGCGCUUGAAGCAGCUCCAAUUGAAGGCUGAGAUCGAGAUCUUGGCAGAGAAGCAAGAUGGACUGCUUAGUACGCUGACGAACUGGAUUCAGUAUGGCAACUGGCUGUAA
Molecule: messenger RNA, 858 nt
Organism: Protomyces lactucae-debilis
Lineage: Eukaryota; Fungi; Ascomycota; Taphrinomycetes; Taphrinales; Protomycetaceae
Product: Spo11/DNA topoisomerase VI subunit A
Exons: 2
Biological process (GO): reciprocal meiotic recombination; meiotic DNA double-strand break processing; meiotic DNA double-strand break formation
Cellular component (GO): nuclear chromosome
Molecular function (GO): DNA binding; ATP binding; DNA topoisomerase type II (double strand cut, ATP-hydrolyzing) activity
Source: RefSeq, a predicted model, not a curated record